This is a messenger RNA of Penicillium chermesinum, 927 nucleotides long. Its product is annotated as shikimate dehydrogenase family protein. Gene Ontology annotation, biological process: shikimate metabolic process; chorismate biosynthetic process. Gene Ontology annotation, molecular function: shikimate 3-dehydrogenase (NADP+) activity. The transcript has a single exon. The record is from RefSeq and is a predicted model, not a curated record. NCBI's taxonomy places the organism in Eukaryota, Fungi, Ascomycota, Eurotiomycetes, Eurotiales, Aspergillaceae. The coding region runs from base 1 to 927 and encodes 308 amino acids.
AUGGCUAGUCAAACUCCAUCACAGAAGACCCUUCACCUAGUUGGCAUAGGAGUCACACAUUCCAUCGCACCCAAAAUGCACAAUUAUAUCGCCCAGUCCCUUGGCCUUCCAUGGACCUUUCACAGCACGGAAUGCCCAACCAUCGAGGAUGUGCUCGCGUUAGCCAAGGAACCGUCAACAGCUGGCCUGGUGGUAACCAUGCCGUACAAGAGCACCAUCAUGCGUCAUUUGGACCAACUGGAUGAUCUGUCUGUUUCUAUUGGAGCUUGUAACAAUGUAUAUUACACUUCCGAGCAGCCCCGACGACUUUGCGGCACCAACACUGACUGGAGGGGCAUCCGGGGCUGUUUACUCGAAAAGGGUCAUGAAGCCGUCCGGCCGUCGGCAUCAUCGCCGGCACCUGCUCUGAUAAUCGGCGCCGGGGGCGCGAGCCGGGCGGCAGCUUAUGCGCUUGCAACGCAUUUACACUCUCACAGGAUCUAUGUCCUGAAUAGGGAUAAGGGAGAAGUGUUAGACCUGAUACGUGACUUGAGUCGACUCCCGGUGGCCCCAGAAAUUGUCCACGUCGAGAGUCUUGAGCAGGCAAGUCAGCUGCCUAGCCCCUAUUAUAUUGUGGGAACAGUGCCAGAUAUGGAGCCAAAGAGUGAAAGCGAGAAGAACGUGGCAUCGAUGUUAGAGCACUUCCUCUCUCGAGGCGAGAAAGGGGUUUUGUUGGAUAUGUGCUUCAAGCCCCGAAGAACGCGUAUUAUCAAACUUGCAGAAAGGUUGGGUGGGCCGACAGUGGAAGGGACUCAUGUCAUCGGCUACCAAAUCCAUGAACAGUACCGCCUAUGGGCCGGAGAAGACCGUGCACAGAGAAUUGAGACGGAGAAGGCAUGGGAUGUUCUGCUCAAGGCGGCCGAGAGCAGUCCAAGUAUCAACUUCUAA